GGUUUGGUUUGACUUGAGCUCUUGUUGAUAUCAUAAUCGUUAAUGAUUUUUAUUAAGAUUGAGUGAAUUUAUUGAUAAAUAAUGAAUAAUGCAUCGCAAUUUUCUUUACGGUGGAAUAACUAUGUGUCUCACGUUACGGAAGCAUUCAACGAAUUGAGGUUUUCGAAUGAUUUAGUGGAUGUCACAUUAUGUUGUGAUGGUGGCAAAAUCAGGGCUCACAAAAUGUUAUUGUCGGCUUGUAGUAAUUACUUUAAACAGAUUUUCAAAGAAAAUCCGUGUCAGCACCCUGUGAUUAUAUUUAGGAAUGUCAAGUUUGAGGAUCUUAAUGCAAUAAUCAAUUUUAUGUAUCAUGGUGAAGUUAACAUAUUUCAGGAACAGUUGGAAUCUUUUCUUAUAACAGCCGAGUUACUAGAGGUAAAAGGUUUAACUGAUAAUGCAGAAGAGGAAACUUCUAAAACUCCUAUUAUGUUAAUUGAUAAUACAUCAUUAGACUUAAGUUCAAAGUCAACCAGAACAAAUCAAGAUAUGGUACCUAUUCAAACCGAUGAACCAAUCAAUCUUGCCACAGUACAGACUAAUAGGGAUGAAAACAUUCCAGAUGCGAAUAUGCAGAAAAAAUUACAUGAUAUCAUUGUAGAAACUGAAUUGCAGACAGAAAAAGUUACACCUGAUGAAAGUACAAACUCAAGUACCCGAGGACCUCCAUUACCAAGUGAAGAGAUGCAAGUUGAUACACAAUCUACAUCUGCUGAAGACCUUUCAGAGAAAAAUAAUGACUCUGAUUUGGCAAAAUUUAGGUGCCAGUUAUGUCCAAAAGGCUUCAAACAUCCAACAUCAUUGACUCUACAUAAAGACUCCCAUGCUGGUAAAACGCAAUGCCCAGUUUGUCACAGAUCAUUUUCAAGAUCCUACGAUAUGAGGAGUCAUUUGCAAAGGAUUCAUCAAGGAAAACAAUUGACAAUCAAAGAAAUCAGAUACAAGGGCAAUAGUGAUAGUGCAUCCGUAGCAAAGCAGUUUACGCCUAAUAUUUAGCACAAACUAUAUUAAUUGUUAUUGUUGACGCACACCACGCAACAUGCCUGUUAUUAUAAUUAUUGUCAUAGCUUAUUAUCAGUGUAAAAUUUAUAGCGAUAGAAGAAUAUUUAUUAAAAUUUUUGUAAGUCACAAAA
This is a messenger RNA of Papilio machaon (common yellow swallowtail), 1169 nucleotides long. RefSeq names its product protein bric-a-brac 2. Gene Ontology annotation, cellular component: nucleus. The transcript is spliced from 2 exons. Gene Ontology annotation, molecular function: protein binding. The record is from RefSeq and is a predicted model, not a curated record. Lineage: Eukaryota; Metazoa; Arthropoda; Insecta; Lepidoptera; Papilionidae. Gene Ontology annotation, biological process: regulation of transcription by RNA polymerase II. The coding region runs from base 82 to 1032 and encodes 316 amino acids.